AUGUGCGUGUGUGUUGUGUGUGUUCAUUCACAAUGGGAUUCGCCAUUGUGGUCGAGUUACUCUGCGUGGGAUAAUUCCCUUGAUGUUCGUUGCUUUUGUACAGGACUCAAACUGACCAUUGAUGAUGAAGGCGACAGGAUGAUGAUGAUGGGUCUCGUGGCCGAGUGGUUAGCGUGUCUGUCUACCACUUCCACGACCCGGGUUCGAAUUCUGCAGUUUUUACAGGUUCAUCCGGGUAGCCGACUCCCGGUCAACCCAGCCGUCCAUCCUUUCGAGGUUGGUAAAUGGGUAGACGACGUAAGUUGUCGCAUGUUGGCCGGCGAGAUGGCUCAGUGGUUCGAAUGCGCAAUUGGUAAGUGCAAGCAUGACAGUGAUGACGACGACGAUUGUGGUUAUGAUUAUGAUUAUGACAAUCCUGGUAAUGAUGACUAA
Messenger RNA from Helobdella robusta, 432 nucleotides. RefSeq lists its product as hypothetical. Bases 1 to 432 code for a protein of 143 amino acids. The transcript has 3 exons. Lineage: Eukaryota; Metazoa; Annelida; Clitellata; Rhynchobdellida; Glossiphoniidae. The record is from RefSeq and is a predicted model, not a curated record.